UCAGGAAAGUUUAGUUUUUGUUCCUGACAUAACUAUUAAUGUAAAUUUUAUUUUCUAGAGGUCGGAACAGGAGGUUAACUCGAUAGAAAUUUAGCUCACUUUUUAAGGGCGCUACUUUUGUUUCUCUCUCUCGCCUAUAGGUGCAUAUUUUUGUUUUCUUUUACUGUUCUUAUAGUCUGUACUUGAAUUUUUACCUGUGCAAUUAAUAAGUGAAAUGAAAUCAAUGAAAAUGAAACAUUGGACCUGUCAAGAUCUCGUUAAAAAUUACAUCCGGUAGAUUUCUGUUUGUAACGGCGAGUUUGUUUUUGUCAAUAUUAUUAGUUUGCUGUCGCGAUGCGUUGUUGUUAGUGUAACUCACGAACUGCAAAGCCAACCAAAACGUUUCACUCGGGAUAGCAAAGCUUAGUCAAUGCUCUUUCAAAUGAUGUAACAACGAGUUUGAUUGGAUAAUCUUUGGUCCUACCACUUCAUAGAAAGGGAAAGGGAAAAGAGAAAGGUCCUUGCUCUUUGGUCACUUUAAGCAAUGAUAUCAAUUAAUAUCAGGGUCUGUUUCAAGAUCCUAUUCAAUGCCCCACAAUCCGCUGAAUCUGUACACUGACAGACUUAAUCAUAGACUCUCUCUGUUCCAAAGAAAGUUUUCAUGUAAAGAUUUCAUUCCCUUAUGGACCAGUCAUCACCCAACUCGAAGAAUGUAUUAUUUGAUUGGUCCGAGUGAUCUGCUUCAGCUGCACCACCCACACCACCUCGGACCAAUCAAAACACAUAUAUGGAAAGCUUACGUCGCUGCACGUUUAUCAAUGAUUGGUUCUGAAAAGCAAGUAGGCCCAGCUGUCUUUAUCCUUGCGGAAGAUGACAAGGGGACCAGUCUAUACAACCUAACAAUUUGGCAUAAAACAAAUCCAGAGGGCGCUAUUUUAACGAACUGCUCACUUGAAAUGUGACGUCAGAUGUUCAGGCUAACACGAACUGCUCCAGGUCUUGAACAACUUGCCAUCGUCGUCUGUAGAAUUAAAUCAUAAUGCGACCACUUAAAGCAUGGAGGUAGAAGGAACACGUUGCCGUGAGCUGAGAGAAGUUUUUUUCCGGAUCCAGCGGAGAUCUUCACAACUAGCCAACGUCCAAGUCCCAAAGAAAAACUGUAUACAUAUAAAUAGAUUACAAACAAAGUUUAAACUUUAUUUCAAGUUCAAGAUCCCCAUGCAUGCCGUUCAUUUCGUUGAUUCAACAAAGGAAGUCGAUUAUGAUAACAGUCGGUUAAUUGCAAAUGUAUUUUUCUACGCAGGGUAGAAAUGGAACACUAUUAAAGAGACUGGGUAAAGUUUAUGGUUUUGAAAAUCGUCCCACUAUUUAUUUAUAUCCACAUAGCUCACGUGUACAAUGUGUACAGUGCCUGUGUACAUAAGUAGUAUAGAGAAGAUCCGAACAGUAGAGGGGGGUUGUAUCUAAAGAUCACGCCUUGUUAUAACAAUACACGUACACAAGCCGUGUAGUACAUGACGACGAGAGAGUGCAGUGUUGGUUCGCAGAUUACGUCACAACCAUUGCUCUGUAAGGCAAGGUGAAAAGUACCGUACUUCAAAAAGUUCCCAUCAGUGUUUUUGGUAUAGCAGGGGUAGGUAGGGCGAGUUCUUUCUCAAUUCAAAGAUGGCACCUUCUACUGACAACGUUUCCCAUCCAUACUAUCCACUGGACCUUCAUUUACCCCAUUACGUGGAUAACUCACGCUCAGUCGAAGUAAUUCUCUCCGUUGUUGUAGCCUUCUUUGUUGUGUUUUAUUUGAUAACAUGGAUGGUGGUUGGAAAGGAUCGAUUCGGUCGCCGACUUCGGCUGGACGAGAGGGCUGUUCUAUGCUGGUUUGGAAUGAGUGGUAGCAUCCACUUGAUCCUUGAGGGAUAUCUGACGCUGAAUAGCGGUACAGUGGCAGGACACAACGAUAUUCUAGCUCAAAUAUGGAAAGAGUACGCCAAGGGGGACAGCCGAUAUGUUUCAAACGAUACGUGCACCAUUGUUUUGGAGAAUAUAACUGCAUGGCUAGAAGGUCCCGGAUGUUUCAUCACGGUGUGGGCGUUUCUCAAUAGAAGUUCGAUGCGCCACGUGAUGCAACUGGCUGUUUCGAUUGGCCAGUUUUAUGGUGUUCUCAUCUACUUCAUUACCGAGUACGUUGAGGACUUCGCCCACGGGCCGAGGUUCCACCCCUACUACUUCUGGCUGUAUGUGAUCGGGUUCAAUGCCCCCUGGGUUAUUGUCCCACCCAUCCUCAUCAGACAAUCCUGGAGGGAGUUGAACCGCGCACAGAAGGAGCUAGACAAGACCAGUGGGUAUCUAGGCCACAAAAAGAACCGCUGAUCUUGAACUUGAAGAUAAUUAUAUAAUUCAUAUGGGCCCAAUUUCAUCAAGCUUGUAAGCGCAAAAAAUAAAUGCGAAGCCCCGACCAAUCUACAAUCCCGGCCAAAAUGCUUGGGCCACCCCCUGUCCAUUCCCAUGACGGUAAACAUUCUCUCCCCCAUCCACCCCCCCCCCCCUCCCGCAACAAGGGGAACCAACAUUGAAAGUUUGCUUGAGUGUGAUUGAACUAACGACCUCUGGAUUAACGUGCCGGCGCUUUGCCAACACAUCUAUCUAUGUGGCAGUCUUCCUUUUGUUUUCGUUGUUCCGGGUGCCAGUCAGAAGCCAUACGACCGUUAGCUACCGUGUAGCAAGGGAUCCGCACACAAGUUUACAUUGCUGGAUGCUUGUUCCCCAACUCGCUUGUUGUUUGUUUCGUUUGCUUAGUUAAGAAAUGUGCUAAGCAGCAUUUUCUGCUUAGAGGUUUUAUGCGAUUGGGUCCAGGUUGUUAUGAAAGCAUGCUUAGUAUUUUGUUUAAAUUUUAAAUUAUCUAACAAAUUUGUUUAAUUAAAAGCGUCAUUAAUUUUUUUUAGAAUAGCUUUUUAGCAAUGUUUGUUUUAAUAUAAAAUAAUACUGUCCGUCCUUACCAAAGAUAGGAAUUCAUCAGGUGAAUACAUUGCAACUAUUUUAAUGUGUCAGAGAUCUUGAUUUGCAAUCAUGGUUGUCAAAAUUCAAAGACACUUUCCCUAAAGGCACUGGUCACCUUUAGUAAAUUGUCAAAGACCAGUAUUCUCACUUGGUGUAGGCCCCUAUCUUUGUGCA
Asterias rubens (European starfish) is the source of this 3147-nucleotide messenger RNA. Its product is annotated as 3-beta-hydroxysteroid-Delta(8),Delta(7)-isomerase-like. Gene Ontology annotation, biological process: cholesterol biosynthetic process. Bases 1645 to 2346 code for a protein of 233 amino acids. Gene Ontology annotation, molecular function: C-8 sterol isomerase activity; cholestenol delta-isomerase activity; steroid Delta-isomerase activity. Gene Ontology annotation, cellular component: endoplasmic reticulum; membrane. Lineage: Eukaryota; Metazoa; Echinodermata; Asteroidea; Forcipulatida; Asteriidae. The transcript is spliced from 4 exons. The record is from RefSeq and is a predicted model, not a curated record.